CACUGUGCCAGCAGCGGGUGCCCAUUGGCUACCAGGACUACUACUACGCGCUGAACCUGAGCAGCACCAUCCGCUGCAUCACCAACUGCACGGCCAACACGCCCAGCACCAUCGACUGCCACCAUGGCGAGUGCCGUGUCACCCGCGCCGGGCCACAGUGCUUCUGUCGGGAUGAAUCGCUCUACUGGUACACGGGCACGCGGUGCUCCGGGCGUGUCAGCAAGGUGGCCACAGGGCUGGGGGUGGUGGCCACGGUGCUGCUCGUCGCCUGCAUCACCCUUACUGUGCUGAUGGUGAUACGGAGGAAGAGCAGGAAGAGGAACACUUCGGCCACCGUUGAGGAGAACUGGUACGAGAACGAUGGCGAAACCUGGACGGCAUCCGACGGCUUUGUCCUCAAGAACAAAAACGCCACCGACUCAGGCGGCAGCUUGCAGAGCUUCACAGCCUCACUGGAACGGGUGAACACCGACAUCCCGAUGCAGAUCACCAGACCCUCGCUGCGACCCCAGUUGUGACCCAGGUCUUCGCUGGCCCCUCCUCACCUCAUUGCCCACCAGCACUACCAGGACCCUCUCAAUGAUGCUGAUCCCAAAGACUGUGUUGCCUCCUGCUCACCUUGGAUCCCAUCAGGACCUCCAGGAUCUUCUCAACGAUGCUGAUUCCAAGGAUAAUUUUGCCUUCUGCUCAUCUUGCUGCCCACCAGCACUUCCAGGACCUUCUCAAUGAUGCUGAUUCCAAGGACAUAGUUGCCUCCUGCUCACUUUGGUGCCCACCAGGACCUCCAGGACGUUCUCAGUGACGCUGCUUCCAAGGUCAUCGUUGGCUCCUGCUCACCAUGGUGCCCACGGAAGUAAUCUGGGAAGAAGCCGAUGGGGCUGGGAACAAUUUGGGAAGACUCGGCCAGGAGUAAAGUUGGGGAGACCCAACCAGGGAGACCCAGCCAUGGCUCAAAAUGCUCUUUGAAGGCCCAGCCAUGGCUGGAAGCAACCUGUAGGACCCUGGUGGAGCUGGAAGGGGCCCAGGACAGCCCAGCAGCGACUGGAAAUGGGCUUGGCAGGACUCAGGUGCGUUUGUUUGCUCAGCGAGGAGGAGGAAACACCUGUGUUUGCAGAUCCUGGCAGUGGGGGACAGGACUCCCGGCCAGCACCCACCCAUCCCACUUAGGGAUGGGCAAUCCCAAUAAAAAUUCUGUGCAUCCCAA
Molecule: messenger RNA, 1204 nt
Organism: Oxyura jamaicensis (ruddy duck)
Lineage: Eukaryota; Metazoa; Chordata; Aves; Anseriformes; Anatidae
Product: mucin-3B-like
Exons: 6
Source: RefSeq, a predicted model, not a curated record